UCGUCUCUGUCAAAUCUUUUAUUUAAUUUUCGUACAAUAUGAAGCGUCUUCAAUGAUUUUAUAUGGGUAUAUAGUGUGGUAGUGAUCGUGUGGCGACGCGGUCUCGGUGAUACUGCUCGCGGGUCGGCGGCACCAUGUUCAGCGGAACGGUGCGGGUAAGAGUUUGUGAGGCGACAGGUCUCAGGCCGACCGACUUUCAGAAAAGGCACACUGUGACCUUCGGGAAACCAGACGACCAGCCGAUAGACCCGUAUGUCUCGAUCGACGCCGACGAGCACCAUCUAGACCGUUCGACCACGAAGCCUAAAACAUUUGAUCCAGUGUGGAACGAAACUUUUAUACAUGAGGUUCACAAUGUCAGCAGUUUGGGAAUCACCGUGUUUCACGAUGCGGCUAUACCACCAGACGACUUUGUGGCAAACUGCACAAUCCCCUUUGAAGAUCUGAUGCAUAGAGAUAAAGAAGCUACAGACUUUUGGGUGGACUUAGAACCUCAGGGGAAGUUGCAUCUCAAAAUUGAUCUGAAAUGGAAUUCUCAAGCGGGCGGCGCGGGCGGGGGCGCGGGCGGCGGCGGGGGCGCGGGCGGCGGCGGCGGGGGCGCGGGGGGCGGCGCGGGGCGGCCGGGCGGGGGCGUGCGGGAGUUCAGGGAGGGGGCGGGGUUCGCGCGGCGGCGCGGCGCCAUGCGGCGGCGGGUGCACCAGGUCAACGGACACAAGUUCAUGGCCACGUUCCUGCGGCAGCCCACCUUCUGCAGCCACUGCCGCGAGUUCAUCUGGGGUUUGGGUAAACAAGGUUACCAGUGCCAAGUAUGUACCUGUGUCGUUCACAAACGAUGCCAUUCGUUAGUCGUCACCAAAUGUCCCGGGAUGAAGGAAGAGCAGCAGAGCGGCGUGGGCGUGUCGGGCGGGCAGCGCUUCAACGUGAACGUGCCGCACCGGUUCACGGUGCACUCCUACAAGCGAUUCACGUUCUGCGACCACUGCGGCUCGCUGCUCUACGGACUCAUCAAGCAGGGGCUGCAGUGCGAAGUAUGUUCUAUGAACGUGCACAAGCGAUGCCAGAAGAAUGUGGCGAACAACUGCGGCAUCAACACGAAGGCGAUGGCCGAGAUACUCAACGAGAUGGGCAUCUCCCCCGACAAGAACCCCAGGCCCAGGCCCUCCAAGUACCUGAACACGGCGCUACUAGAGGGCGCGCCCGAGCUCGCGUCCUCCGGAGACUCAGACUCCAAGGAACACGCUGAGAAGCACGACGACAAAGGUGGCGGACGCAGUCACUGGGACGAUCUCGCAGACAUAUUCACGUGUUACGAUCAAGGUCCGCCUGAAAACGGCAACGGCACAGUGUGCCGCUCGCAGUGGGUCGACGAUCUCGUCGACGUGUUCACGUCAUACGAAGGGGGCGAGACAGGGGGCGGCGCGGGGGGAGGAGUGGGGGGCGUGAUCGGAGCAGGGGGCGCGGGACACGACAAGGUCUCGCUCGAGGACUUCCACUUCAUCAAGGUGCUCGGCAAGGGCUCCUUCGGGAAGGUCAUGCUCGCGGAGAAGAAGGGCACAGAGGAGGUGUACGCGGUGAAGGUGCUGAAGAAGGACGCGAUAAUCCAGGACGACGACGUGGAGUGCACGCUGACGGAGCGGCGCGUGCUGGCGCUGGCUGCGCGGCACCCGUUCCUGACGGCGCUGCACUCCGCCUUCCAGACGCGCGACCGGCUCUUCUUCGUGAUGGAGUACGUGCACGGCGGGGACCUCAUGUUCCAGAUACAGCGCGCCAGGAAGUUCGACGAGCCGCGCGCCAGGUUCUACGCGGCUGAAGUGACGUUAGCGCUGCAGUUCCUGCACUCGCACGGCGUCAUCUACCGCGACCUCAAGCUCGACAACAUACUGCUGGACAGCGACGGACACUGCAAGCUCGCAGACUUCGGCAUGUGCAAGGAGGGCAUCAUCGAUGGCGCCACAACUACCACAUUCUGCGGCACUCCUGAUUACAUCGCGCCUGAGAUCCUGCAGGAGCUGGAGUACGGUCCGUCGGUGGACUGGUGGGCGCUGGGCGUGCUGCUGUACGAGAUGCUGGCCGGCCAGCCGCCCUUCGAAGCCGAUAACGAGGAUGAUCUCUUUGAGAGCAUCCUGCACGACGACGUGCUCUACCCCGUCUGGCUCUCCAAGGACGCCGUCUCCAUACUCAAGGGGUUCAUGACGAAGAGUCCGGUGCGGCGGCUGGGCGUGGCGGGCGGCGCCGGCGGCAUCCGGCACCACGCCUUCUUCAGGGACGUGGACUGGGACGCGCUCGCAGCCCGCCGCCUGCGGCCGCCCUUCAGGCCCAAGCUGAAAAGCAAGCGCGACGCGGCGAACUUCGACGCGGAGUUCACGAAGGAGGAGCCCGUGCUCACCCCCGUGCCCAACGACGUCGUCCGCACCAUCAACCAGGAGGAAUUCCGCGGCUUCUCGUUCGUGAACGGCGACUACAACCCGACGCCCGCACACGAGCCCGCGCCGCUCGCCUGAACCUCCACCACCACGCGCCCUCACCAUCACUCCCACCCUCAC
Messenger RNA from Achroia grisella, 2543 nucleotides. It is a transcript of the gene Pkc98E, whose product is annotated as protein kinase C. The transcript is spliced from 21 exons. Gene Ontology annotation, biological process: protein phosphorylation. The record is from RefSeq and is a predicted model, not a curated record. The coding region runs from base 135 to 2501 and encodes 788 amino acids. Gene Ontology annotation, molecular function: diacylglycerol-dependent serine/threonine kinase activity; ATP binding. NCBI's taxonomy places the organism in Eukaryota, Metazoa, Arthropoda, Insecta, Lepidoptera, Pyralidae.